AUUAAGGACGAAGAUAGAAUUUUUACAAAUCUGUACGGAAGACACGAUUGGCGUCUAAAAGGAGCCUUGUCUAGGGGUGAUUGGUACAAGACUAAAGAGAUUUUAUUGAAAGGCCACGAGUGGAUUCUUAAUGAGGUUAAGAAGUCAGGCUUACGAGGCAGAGGUGGUGCAGGGUUCCCUAGUGGUCUUAAAUGGAGUUUUAUGAAUAAGCCGUCGGAUGGGAGGCCAAAGUAUCUAGUUGUUAAUGCUGAUGAGGGUGAACCGGGAACUUGUAAAGAUCGAGAGAUCAUGAGGCAUGACCCGCAUAAACUUGUUGAAGGAUGCUUAGUUGCUGGAAGGUCAAUGGGAGCUAGAGCAGCAUAUAUUUAUAUCCGUGGAGAAUUUUAUAACGAAGCUUCUAAUAUGCAGAUUGCCAUUAAUGAGGCUUACAAAGCCGGUCUCAUUGGGAAAAAUGCCUGCAGCAGUGGAUAUGACUUUGAUAUUUUUAUGCAUCGUGGAGCUGGUGCUUACAUCUGUGGGGAAGAAACUGCUUUAAUCGAGAGCUUGGAAGGUAAACAAGGCAAACCCCGACUUAAGCCACCUUUUCCUGCUGAUAUAGGAGUAUUCGGGUGCCCAACCACUGUGGCAAAUGUUGAAACUGUUGCCGUCGCUCCGGCCAUUUGUCGUCGAGGUGGGGACUGGUUUGCCUCAUUUGGCAGAGAGAGAAAUUCUGGGACGAAGGCAAGUUUAAUUAUCAUUUUUGGUUAUUUUGACCUUUUUUGUAUUUCUGGUCAUGUAAAUGCUCCGUGCACCGUUGAGGAAGAAAUGUCUGUACCACUUAAAGAACUAAUUGAAAAGCACGCAGGUGGAGUAAUAGGGGGUUGGGAUAAUCUACUUGGGAUCAUACCUGGCGGAUCUUCAGUACCGGUCAUACCUAGAAGAAUAUGUGAUGAUGUUUUAAUGGAUUUCGAUGCCCUUCAGCAAGUACAGUCUGGAUUAGGAACAGCGGCUGUUAUCGUUAUGAAUAAACAAAGCGACAUGAUUAAAUGCAUAUCUAGAUUGAUGGAUUUUUAUAAGCAUGAAAGUUGCGGACAGUGCACUCCUUGUAGAGAAGGAACGGGAUGGCUUGCUAAAAUAAUGGCUCGUUUCGUUGAAGGUAAUGCUGAUCCGGAAGAAAUUGAUAUGAUUGAGGAGCUUAGUCGCCAAAUUGAAGGACAUACAAUCUGUGCCUUGGGAGACGCAGCUGCAUGGCCUGUACAGGGUUUGGUUAGACAUUUUCGUCAUGAAAUGCUUGAGCGCAUAGAGCAAUAUAAAGCUAAGAAUAAUCGACAAGCGUCAGUGGCUAAUUAA
Molecule: messenger RNA, 1329 nt
Organism: Trichoplax adhaerens
Lineage: Eukaryota; Metazoa; Placozoa; Uniplacotomia; Trichoplacea; Trichoplacidae
Exons: 16
Biological process (GO): mitochondrial electron transport, NADH to ubiquinone
Molecular function (GO): 4 iron, 4 sulfur cluster binding; NAD binding; NADH dehydrogenase (ubiquinone) activity
Source: RefSeq, a predicted model, not a curated record